Molecule: messenger RNA, 2062 nt
Organism: Bradysia coprophila
Lineage: Eukaryota; Metazoa; Arthropoda; Insecta; Diptera; Sciaridae
Gene: Ufsp2
Product: UFM1 specific peptidase 2
Biological process (GO): proteolysis
Cellular component (GO): nucleus; endoplasmic reticulum
Molecular function (GO): deUFMylase activity
Source: RefSeq, a predicted model, not a curated record
UUUUACACCUCUUCUUUCAAAAGUUCAGGUUUUCUCGAGUCCACGUAGUUUGAUUUAUCAAAAUAUUGAAAAAACAGUUCCGAAAAUGACUCCAAAAUUGAAAAUUUCUUCAUUCGUUAUCAAGCGUCUAGCCAAAAUCAAAAAUCAGUGCAGUGGUUGUUUAUUCGGUGUAAUGUACGAUGGUCGAAUCCUGAUUAUGGGUUUUAACAUUGAGAACUCGGUUGGAUCGCCGAACUACAAACAGAUCCAAAAUAAUUUCCCAGCUGAAUUAGAUUUAUGCGGAUUGAUCAAAUUCGGUGAAUGUACUGAUGCCCAGGCACAUCUCAAUGAAAUCAUACAGGAUGUCGAUGUAACGGACAAUCCAGUAUUGUUACACUGCGAGAUAGGAACCAGUAAUGUGCGUGCUUCACUGUUUAUACAUGGACACCUGGAGGAUAUUCAAUUUGAUAUUAUGGAAGAGGAGACACUGUGGAAUGAGUUUAUUUAUGCAAGGGUUCAAUGCAAUCUGGAAGUGGUCUGUCCUGAAGAUGAAAAGUCAGUGAAAACUUCCAUGCAAAAUCUCAGGAAGUAUGUUGCAUCGGGCAAAACUGGUUUCAAAAUAGUAAAUUCACCGAUAUAUUUGAUUGGUCGGGCGUCCGGCACCUGUAUAACUGGAACUAAAUCAAAUGCAAAGAUUUCCGAUCUUCUUGAAGCUGCGAAUAGUGGCAGCACCGACGAUAUUCAAUCGAAAAAGAAAGUGGCGCGAACUGAUUUCGAAGUGCUGAGGGUAGCUCUGUUUAUGAAACUGUCUGGCGACCAAGAAUUUGAUAAAAUUAGUAACAACGCCGCCAAGUGUGUGUUUAAGCCAGAUGUUGUCAAAAUACGGAUCCCUCUACAGAUUGAUAGCUUGGCUGUGCUGCACAAAAAUACCAAAGCGUUAGGACUGUACGACAUUUUGAUUGAAAGUGUUUGCCGAUCGAUUCGUUUAAUUGAGAAAAGUGUUGCGAAUCAAAAGUUUUUGUCCAAUAUCAACGAUCUUGGCGUACCGAAGACGUUCAACUUUAAGCCCAACGAGCUGGGACACUUUUUUAGUUGCGUUUAUCUAACCAAUAGCGUCGAUGAAGAUGAGUACUUAGUCAAACGACGUAAGAAACUGCAUCAGCAAUUUGCCCUGCCAUUAACUCGACCACAAUUUAAACGAACCAACCGGUACUUAUUUGAUGGUGAACAACCGACAAUGAAACAUCUUGUCAAUCCACACAUUGGGCUCAAGAGCCAAGUCACGGGUGGUACGCAGUAUCUGGUGACUGGAAAAUACACAUAUUAUCACUACAUGCAAGAUGGAUUUGAUGACAACGGUUGGGGCUGUGCAUAUCGAUCACUUCAAACUCUGUCUUCGUGGUAUCAAUGGCAGGGAUACGUUGAACGAGACGUGCCAUCACACAAGGAAAUUCAAAAGUACUUAUUCGAUAUUGGUGAUAAGCAGAGUAGUUUCGUCGGUUCGAAGCAAUGGAUUGGGUCCACGGAAGUGUCAAUGGUAUUGGAUGGAUUGUUUCACAUAGUUUGCCGAAUUUUACGCGUUGAAUCGGGCGCUGAUUUAUCGCAACAUGGUCCGACACUAGCCAGACAUUUUGAAACGCAAGGAACGCCGAUCAUGAUUGGCGGCGGUGUGCUUGCACACACAAUACUUGGAAUUGAUUUCAAUAGUGCGACAAAUGAGCUUAAAUUUCUGAUCCUGGAUCCACAUUAUACGGGCGCCGAUGACUUAUCGAUUGUGCAAGCGAAAAAAUGGUGCGGAUGGAAAGGAAUCGAUUUUUGGGACAAGAAAUCAUAUUACAAUUUGUGUAUGCCACAACUUCCGAUGAACACUUGUUGUUGAUAAAGUCCAGUGCUAUUAGGUGUGAGGUCAGCGGUACGACAAAACGGAAAAGAUUGUGAAGGAAAAAAGUGUAUUGCGAGCUGUAAGAAUAUGGAAAAUGUAAUUUAAAUUAUGGAAAUUUGGAUUUUGUAAUUGACGCCGCGUGUUUUGUAUUUGCGAGUUCUUGCUUUUAUCGUCAUUUUUUGUAAAUAAAAUUUUAAUUUU